AUGUCUACGAGCCGAAUGGUGGCGAUCAUCACCUGCAUUACCUGCAUCACCGGCCUUGGCAAUCUGCUCGCAGGCCUGUUGACAGUAUGCAUUCCGACCAUCUCGACCGAGCUACAGAUCCCAGCUGCCCUCCAGCUGUGGCCUACCUCGGCCUUUGCCCUCGCAUAUGGUUGUACUCUCCUCCCUUUCGGGGCUGCCACUGACAUUCUCGGCUGCCGCCGCGCGUGCUUACUGGGAGGCUUAAUACAAACAGCUAGUGCGGUAGGAGCUGGCCUCGCCCGCAUCUCCACACAAUUGAUCGCCCUGCGCGUUGUCGCAGGAAUCGCCGUCUCCUUUUGCCUCCCCGGGGCGGUUGGUGUCACUGCUAACGUCUUCCCCGCCAAUCAGAAUCCGCGUCGACGCACAACAAGCGGCACUGAUGAGUCUACUACCUUCGCCUCCCCACUCAACAUAUUGUUGCUCUGCAUCGCCACCCUGCUCAUCCCAGCUUUUAUCUACUGGAUGCACCGCCAAACCCGCCGCAAUCGUCCGGCCUUGAUCCACAACACGCUCUGGACCAACCUCCCCUUCACGAGCAUCUGCAUCACCGUCUUCCUCCUCUGGGGCACCUUGAACGCCGGCGAACAACUCACAGCAUUAUACCUCCAAGACGUUCGCGACGUCUCCGCCCUGACCUUCUCGCUGUACUUCCUCCCCGCCCCGAUCUGCGGGUUGCUGAUGAACGUCGCCAUCGGCGCGUUGCUACCGUACCUGCGUCCCUCUGUCACCGUUCCCGCCGGCUGUCUCGCAGAAAGGAGACCAGAGCUUCGUAGGUUUCUCAGCUGA
Messenger RNA from Aspergillus aculeatus ATCC 16872, 825 nucleotides. RefSeq lists its product as uncharacterized. Gene Ontology annotation, molecular function: transmembrane transporter activity. The record is from RefSeq and is a predicted model, not a curated record. Gene Ontology annotation, biological process: transmembrane transport. Lineage: Eukaryota; Fungi; Ascomycota; Eurotiomycetes; Eurotiales; Aspergillaceae. The transcript is spliced from 2 exons. Gene Ontology annotation, cellular component: membrane. Bases 1 to 825 code for a protein of 274 amino acids.